Molecule: messenger RNA, 648 nt
Organism: Meriones unguiculatus (Mongolian gerbil)
Lineage: Eukaryota; Metazoa; Chordata; Mammalia; Rodentia; Muridae
Product: ferritin heavy chain-like
Exons: 1
Coding region: 1-648 (215 amino acids)
Biological process (GO): iron ion transport; intracellular iron ion homeostasis
Cellular component (GO): cytoplasm
Molecular function (GO): ferrous iron binding; ferric iron binding
Source: RefSeq, a predicted model, not a curated record
AUGGGUCUUCUGCGAGGAUCUGAUAGUCACCAACACUACCGCUGCCCACUCCGCUUCUCAAGAGCCAGGGCUGGCUACCUAUUGUUGUUUGUGCCACUCCUCAUGGUCUCUCCACUGUCUCAAGUGAGACAGAACUACCACCGCGACUGCGAGGCCACUGUCAACAGCCAUAUCCAACUGCAACUCCAAACCUCCUUCCUCUACCUGUCCAUGGCUUUCUGCUGUGAUCAUGAAGAUGUGGGCCUAAAGAACUCCACCAGCUUCUUCCUGAACAAGUCGCAAGAGUGUACUGCGAAUGCUGAGAUGUCCCUCACACUGCGAAACCGGCGCGGUGGUAUCUCUCUCCGCACCGUCAGCAAGCCAGACUGCAACGAUUGGAUUGGCAGCUUUCCAACCAUAGAAUGUGCUUCCCAACUGGAGCUGGCCCUUAACCAAAGCCUUGCAGCCCUGCACAAGUUAGCCAUCAGCAAUAGUGAUGCCCAUUUAUCUGGCUUCCUGCAGAACCAUUUCCUGCAAAAGCAAGUUGAAGUCCUGAAGGAGAUAAGCAGCUACUUGACCAGUAUGCACCAGAUGGGGUCUCUAAAUAAUGCCAUGGCUGAGGAUUUACUUGACAAACUUACCCUGGCCAAUGCUAACAAAGAGAACUGA